Messenger RNA from Egretta garzetta (little egret), 1615 nucleotides. RefSeq names its product ataxin 1 like (gene ATXN1L). NCBI's taxonomy places the organism in Eukaryota, Metazoa, Chordata, Aves, Pelecaniformes, Ardeidae. The transcript has 2 exons. The record is from RefSeq and is a predicted model, not a curated record. Gene Ontology annotation, biological process: regulation of DNA-templated transcription; anatomical structure development. Gene Ontology annotation, cellular component: nucleus. The coding region runs from base 94 to 1146 and encodes 350 amino acids. Gene Ontology annotation, molecular function: RNA binding; protein binding.
CUCUUCACGGAAGAAGCCGCUCCUUCCCCCCAGACUACCUCUCCUACCCACACCUUCAACAAAUCUGCUUCUGCAAUCUCUCCUUCUGGCCAGAUGCAGCAUCAUGCUGGGACCCAGCCAUUAGAUAUUACGCCAGGUAGAAUUCCUGUUUAUUAUCAGAUGUCCCGCCUCCCGCCAGGGUAUUCAGCAUACGAGACACCUACAGCAGGUGGAAGCCCAGACUCUCCUCAGCAAGACAGUCAGCUGAGCUCAGAGGUAGCUGCUGCCAAUGGUGGACAGAGACAUCUGGAGCAUAAUGUGGUGAGGAGGACCAGCGAGGCUGUGGACUCUGCCAGCAGUAAAGCUGAAGACUCUGUGCCAGGGGCUGCAGCGGGAUGUGUGGUCGAUGGACAGUUCCUUUCAGGUUACCAGACGUUGGGAACAGAGGUCUCAGUGCCAGCUCACAGAAGCACCCCAGACACUGAUCUGGAGGUUCAGAGGGUGGUGGGGGUGUUGGCAUCUCAGGAUUAUCAUAUUCUGUCAGCCCAGAGGAAAGAUGACCCAAGCCCUUUAAACCUCUGCCAUAAUAUCCCUGAUCAGCAGGGGGAGUCAAAGGACGUGCUGAGGAACACAGUGGAGAGGGCUGCUGCUGAGAAAAGCCAGUCCAGGAGUCCGUGUGUAAUGUCCCCUGAAGAGCCGGUCAGACAAAGACAGUUAACCAAAGGAAUGGUGAUAGCCAACGGCAAGCCAGUCCUGGUUCCCGUUGGAUCUGAGCCCAUCAGGUCUUCCACUGCAGAAACCCUGGUGAGGCAGAGCCCAGAUGCACAGGCUCGAGGAAGCGUGCUUGAAAAGGACCUGGCCCAGCUGCAGCCACCCAGCUCCUCGCACUUGCCCUCUCACUUCAUGAAGGGAGCCAUCAUCCAGCUGGCUACAGGAGAGCUGAAGCGGGUAGAGGACCUGCAGACUCAAGACUUUGUUCGCAGUGCGGAGGCUGUCCUAGGGCCUGAAACUUUGCAGAAGCUGCUAAGAUGGCUACGAAUGCACAUUCUGUACGGUUUGGCCCAGGGCGUGCUCCAUGUAUGGCUUAAAAUACUGAUGGCCAAGGCCCUUCCACGGUCUUCACAUCUUGUCCGUGGAGGACAGGACUUGCCCCUAAUGUCCUCCUAGGCUGCUGCCACCCCGCCCUGCAGAUGCACCCGUGCACAUUCGAGUUUUCCGCUUUCAUGGCACCUUAGGGCCAGGGGAGGGGCUGCCCGUGCAAAGCAGAGACAGACGUGUGGCACUGGGGGAACCAGCUGGGCUGCCCUGAGGCAAGGAGGUCUUUGUAGAUAAGUGCUGAUCCCUCAACUAUAAUCCCAGUUAUGUAAUGGCUGUAUUAACAUGUAACCGACCGCAUUGUAUCUAAAGCCUUAGAACUAGUCAGGUGCUCCCCUCCGACCCUGUUCCUGCCCCUUUCCUCCUACCUGAUCUUUAACAAAGCAUUAAUAAUUCUAAGGAUAAUCUCUAUUUUGUUGUGCUUUUUUUGUAACUGUUUUAAAUAAAUCAAUUUGUACUGUAUAUUUGUACUUUUGGUGAGAUCCUUUUUCCUGUUUUACCAUUUUAAGUCUGUACUUGGCUACACACAGAUUGUAUUUUU